UAAUUUUUUUCAGUCAAGUGAGUUGUAGAGGAACCAAAAAAUAAAAGGAAAUAAAAUCUAUUUAAUUCUUAAACAAUUUUUUACACAAUUUUUUCACAAUAAUUUGGUAAAAAUUACGUAUACUCUAUAACGCAAAUUCAUUGCAAUUCGUUGCGUUUAUUAUUUGCCUGUUUUUGGCCACUUAAUUUGGGUUAAAGAAGAUAUGGCCAGCUACUGCUAGAAGUGAUAGACGUCGUCGUUGUCGUCGUCUCUACGUACUAAAAUCUCUCAAUUGACGUGAAAAUUCAGUACAGCGCUUUGAAAGUAGAGAAAACACGUUCCAGAGUAUUGGGGGCCCAAAAUAAUAAUUCCUAUAUUAGAACUACACAACAGACGUUGUUGGUGUAGUGCAGUCGUCGGCAAUAGAUUCUAUGAAUGAUCUUUUUUAAUUACAAUUGAGAUUGUUUAGAAUUUCGUGCGGACGUGCGGCGGGGAAUGAUUUAUAAGGUGUAACCUCUUUUUACGCUGCAAAGAAGAAGAAAACUUACAAAUAUUAUAACAUUUGCAAAAUUUCCGGGCCUCAAGGAAACUCGCAGAGAAAAAGGGCGGCACUAAGAUAUCUUGUCGCAACACGGCCUCUAGAGAAAUUUUGCAUUGAAAAGUCGGAGGAAAAAAAUCUUAUUGAAUUGAAAUUGGAGAAAAAAAAGGCCCAGCAGAAACAGCAGCAGCCGCAGCAACACAGAACAAUUUUUCGGUCCGCAGCAUUGAUCGUGAGACGUCGUUAGUCGGAAAAAGGAAACUGGCGUAAACUUUGCAUUGAUGGUAAUGCAUGCUAGAAAACCGCAACGCAUGAACGAUGGCUACUUUGAGAAGCAUCAAUCUCAUUCGUAUCAGAGUUCCAAAUACAGUUCAAAACGAGACUAUGAACGCGAUCGCUCCUCAAACUAUCGCGAUCGCGACCUUUCCCCGGCUGGAGGUGGACCAUUAAACAAUGGCAAUAGUUCAUCGUAUCGGUCACAAUCACCUGAAAUAGAUUCGCCAUCAUCGAGGGGACACGGUGGUUCACACGAUAUACGUGAUCGUGGCGACCAUCGACGUAGCGAUCCUUUCAGUUAUAUGCAAAAGAUGAGAGAUCGGGAUCGUGAUAUCUAUAAAAAGGAUAAAUAUUCAGAUAAACGUGACCGUCGAGGUGAUCGAGAUUCUGAGUCGCAUCGCACCAAUCAUGAUAGGCUUGAUCGUCGUGGUGGCGGAAGUGUAAGUGGAGCCAAGCUCUGUUCUUCCGGCGACAAACGUUCGGGUUCAGACGAUCGUGAUCGGGAUCGUGGUGACCGAGAUCGCGAUCGUGACAGAGAUCGUGAUUUAAGAGACAGUAAACGUGACCGAGAUUCUCUGAGGGAUCGUGAACGUGACCGUGAUCGCGAUCGGGACAGAGAUCGUGAUCGCGAUCGCAGUGCACGAGGCGGUGAUGAUCGUGACCGCGAUCGAGGUGGCGGUGGUGGAGGCGGCGGCAGUGGCGAUCGUAAUGAUCGUGGUGAACGUAUCGCCCGAUGCGGUGAUUGGAGUGAACAUGUUAGUUCUUCGGGAAAAAUGUAUUAUUAUAAUUGUAAAACAGAAGUCUCACAAUGGGAAAAACCAAAGGAAUGGAUUGAACGUGAGCGUAAUCUGGCGCGAGACCAACAUCGCGAAAAGGACUAUCGCGAUAAGGAACGCGAUAGGGAUCGUGAAGAACGUUUUUCUAGAUCAUCAUAUAAACAUUCCAGUUCUCGAGGCAAUUCCCGACUGAGGUGGAACUAUGAUAAUGAUAGUGGGCCACCGAAUCAUCGAAGACGCAUUGAUGGGCGCAUGGCUGACAAUCCAGACAUGGAUAUUAGUCCCGGUGACUCGACACCGACUUCGGAAGCUAGUUAUUCAUUAACGGGUACUCCAACAAUAUAUGUCGGUGGCAAUCAACACAACGACGAAGCAUUGCCAUCAACGACGGUGGUAUUACCAAAUGCAUUGCCUCGUUUAGCUUCACAUCCCAAUGCCUCUAGUAGUAAUAUGACAUCUUCCUCUGUUAAUGCCAGCAGUUUAGCAUCAUCUUCAGGUGGCGCUGCCGCAUCAAUGCAUUAUCCGGCCACAUGUCCGAGUACAGCAACAGGUGCUGGAUCUGUCGGCGGCAGCGGCGGCGGAGGAGGCAGCGGCAGUUCUGGCAUUGUGGUUGGUGGAGCUACUAUGUUACCCGCAACUGGUCUUGCUACAACAAAUGUAGCGGGCACGAUACCAUCGGCCGCCAAUACAUUGUCUAGUAGUGGCAAUAGCAACAACAGCAAUCAUAGAAAAUUGGAUGCUGUAACAGCAUUACAUCAAUCACAUAUGGGAGCUGUUGGAUCACCUAAUACCCCUGUUCCAUCAUCUUCGAGUCAAGUGGAUCAUCAUUUGAACUCAAAUGCUCCGGGCCCACCAAAGCUAGGCUCCAAGGAUCCGGCUUUACUAAUGCGUCAACAACAGAUUCAUCAUCAUAUAAAUAACCCUGACGGUCAUCUCAUAUCGCCUAGUCCGGGUGAUAAUAACCAUGCAUCAGCACAGCAGGUUAUGAAUUUAAGGGAGAACGCUUUAAAUUCACCCUUAUACAAUUUAACACAUCCCCAUGGUAUGUCACCCAUGGGCUAUAGUAAAAGUCCUAUAACAUCGUCAACAUCUGCAGUUUCGGGCAGUGCGGUGCCCACGGCUGUGGGUCCCGGUUCCCUGCAUACAACAGCGUCUGUGGCACAUGCGAAUAAUGUGAAUAGUGGCGGAAUGCCCAUAACAAGCCUUGCUGCUGCCACCUCAUCAUAUUCCUGCACUAAUCCCUAUGGACUAAAGACUGUUGAUGGCAACGUCGUUUUAAAUAGUAAUAACGUUGUUGGCAUGAAUCCACUGAGUGUUGCCACAAAUGUGGCCGUAGGAGUGGCAGGCGGCGCUGUUAAUGUUGGCAACAACAAUACACUGUGUUCCACAUCAAUGUUAUCAGCUAAUCCCAAUAUGGCCGGUGCAAUUGUUGGUGGCGGUGGUAGUGGUGGCGUAGGCGUUAUGUGUGCAGGUGUUAGUGGAGUUGGCAGUAGCAAUGUUGUUAAUAUGAAUGUUAUACCGGGUGAGGGACCACCGACACCAACACAGGAAUUAGAUUUAAGUGGUAGUUCGUCAAUAGAUCCACAACAAAGAAAGUUGGAUGGUACGACAUCAGCUUCUUUAAGUACUUUACAAAGUUGUGUUUCCAAUUCAAUACAGGCUGGUCGUUCACAAGGACCUGAAAUCUCGACAAAGCUAAGCAAAUACUUCAGAGCCGAUCUAAUAACACAUGUUACCAAUUGGGCAGCAGAUCAAUUAGAAAAACAGGCGCAAAAAUGUUCAGAGGAAGCACAUUUAUAUGGAGAUUUGCAGUGUACAAAGGUAUCGGCCGAGUUGAAAUGUGCGAGAAGUUUAGUUAGAAUAACUGAAAUUACAGCCACAUUGCAAGAACAAAAGAUUAUGUAUUUACGCCAGCAAAUACGUCGAAUAGAAGAAUCAAAAUCACAAAAUUCAUUUAUGUCCGAUGAUCUAUAGCCAAUUUUCAAACUGGAUAAAUAAGUCAGAGCUGAGAAUAGCAACUAUUCGCCGCCAGCAGACACUACAGAGACUUCAAAAUUUUUAAAACAACCACAAUAAUAACAACAAACACUGUUCGGUAAAUGAAUCAUGAUGAGGAAGGUAAUCUAACAAAAUAAAAUAAUGAAAACAAAACAAAAAAAAAAAUAGUUAAACAAAAAAAUAAAAGAAAUUAAACUCCGCAUAUUUUGAAUGAUGAAUGAAAAUGCAUUAAACAAAAUAAGUAAAAAAACCAACAACAACAACUGCAACAAGAAAAAGGAAAAUAAAUAUAAUAUAAUAAAAAAACACAACACAACAAACAAGAAUAAAUAAAAUUGAUGAAUAAUUAUAGUACUAUUAUUAUAAUUCGUAAUUAUAAAAGAAACUAUAAAAAAAAACAACAAAACAAAAAUAAAAUAAUAAAAUAAAAACAAAAAAUCGUAAAAUUACUAAAAUUAAAAAACA
This is a messenger RNA of Musca domestica (house fly), 4032 nucleotides long. It is a transcript of the gene wcy, whose product is annotated as WW domain-containing adapter protein with coiled-coil homolog. Lineage: Eukaryota; Metazoa; Arthropoda; Insecta; Diptera; Muscidae. The record is from RefSeq and is a predicted model, not a curated record. Gene Ontology annotation, molecular function: chromatin binding; RNA polymerase II complex binding. The transcript is spliced from 13 exons. Bases 799 to 3543 code for a protein of 914 amino acids. Gene Ontology annotation, biological process: regulation of autophagy; positive regulation of TORC1 signaling. Gene Ontology annotation, cellular component: nucleus.